Messenger RNA from Prorocentrum cordatum, 750 nucleotides. The record is from the annotation of a GenBank genome assembly. NCBI's taxonomy places the organism in Eukaryota, Dinophyceae, Prorocentrales, Prorocentraceae.
GAGGCGGAUCGAGUGGUUCGAGCAGAACCCCCACGGUUGGGCGAAGAUAGACUUCGGACCCGACUUUGGCGUGGCGCUCGACAAGAAGGGCCACAUCUUCGUCUGGGGCGAGGGCUCCCCCGACGGCGUCCCUGUUGGGCCAGUGGCCGUUGAUCUGCAGGGCGAGGCCAAGGGUCUCGUAUUCGACGACGCGCAGUGCUCGUCCACCAAAGUGUUCGCGCUGACGAGGCGCGGACAGGUGGUCGUCUUCGAGGGCGUCCUGGAGGAUCUCAGGUCCCUUUCGAAGGCCAAGGCCUCCUCGCCCGCCGGCCCGGACCGGCCGCUGCAGUUAUCGGGCAGGCUGAUGCCCGGCCUGCCGCAGCCCACCUCGCUCAGCUUCGGUGGCACUGGCAUCAAGCAGAUGGACAUCGGCUUGGAGCACGCCGCUUUCGUGACCUUCCGCGGGCAGGUUUACACCGUGGGUGGCAACGAGUGGGGCCAGUGCGGCGUGCGACCGCCCCGGCAGAAGGGCCCCAUGGGCGCGCUGGAGGAGCGGCAGCGCAUGGAGGUUGAGGAGCCGGUGCUGGUACAGUUCCCGGAAACGGCCGCGCCCAUCGUCUCCGUCGUCGUCGGCGGACGCCACACCGUCUGCACCGACGCUACGCGCAGGACCUGGGCCUUCGGCGACGACCGGCGCAUCCAGCUGGGCCUCGGUGACACGCGCACCGCUGGGAACGACGAGCGCAACGCCUACGGCGUAUUGCACCAGGA